AUAUCGACGAGUUUAAUGAGACAGACAUAAGGCAUUGGGUAACGUAGAGAUGAGAAUAAGGCCAUGAUAUAAGAGGGCUCUCAACGGGUAUAAAAGUGGACCAUCGGCAGUAGUUCAGCAUCAUCGUUCAGGAUCUUCACUGCACAAUGUACGGACUCAUCUUCGCUCUGCUCGUGGGCACCGCUGCGGCGGCCCCAUACAUGUAUGAGGACCACAUCGUGGGUGGCUCCGAGUGCGCUGCCCACUCGCAGCCGUGGCAGGUGUCCCUCAACAUCGGAUACCACUUCUGCGGAGGCUCCCUGAUCUCCAGCGAGUGGGUUGUGUCUGCCGCUCACUGCUACAUGCCAUCCACUUCCUCCACCCCCAGCGCGUCCAGCAUCUCUGUGCGCAUCGGCGAGCACAACAUCUUCGUGUCCGAGGGCACCGAGCAGUGGAUCCAGGCUUCCAAGGCGAUCCCCCACCCCCAGUACCUCUCGGCCACCACAGACAACGACAUCAUGCUCAUCAAGCUGUCCUCACCCGCCACCCUCAACCAGUACGCGCAGGCCGUCCCGCUGCCCUCCUCCUGCGUCGGCACCGGAGUCAUGUGCACCAUCUCCGGCUGGGGCGAGACCGAGAUCAGCAUCGGUGAGGACACGGCGCUUAGACGUCCGACUACCCUGGAAAAGCCAUUUAAGGAAGACUUUUUAAAUAUUUUACAAUGUCGGUUUCAUGGUUGCUCUGUUUACUUCUGCCGCCCCUUCUGCUCAUGCGUUUCUCCGUCCUCACGUUACCCCAAUAUGUUUCCCCAGUGCACCAAUGCCUCACCACUGCCAACCGCGUGUCUCCAUACAGGCCGCUCCGAUGUCCUCAUGUGCAUCCAAGCGCCCGUGCUGAGUGAUACCUCCUGCAGGAACUCCUACCCCGGUGACAUCACCAACAACAUGAUCUGCCUGGGAUACCUGGAGGGUGGCAAGGACUCCUGCCAGAAUGACUCCGGCGGCCCCGUCGUGUGCAAUGGCCAGCUGCAGGGCAUCGUGUCGUGGGGUCGCGGCUGUGCCCUGCCCAACUACCCCGGCGUGUACACCAAGGUGUGCAACUACAACUCCUGGAUCGCCAGCACCAUGGCUGCCAACUGAGCGACUCACUCGGAAGCCACUUUGCCGAACAACAAGC
Molecule: messenger RNA, 1155 nt
Organism: Petromyzon marinus (sea lamprey)
Lineage: Eukaryota; Metazoa; Chordata; Hyperoartia; Petromyzontiformes; Petromyzontidae
Source: RefSeq, a predicted model, not a curated record